CAACAUGUUGGAGACCGUGGCCGAGCUGUUCCCCUCAGAGUUAACUUUUUAAUCCCGGUUUUGUCGCGUUAUCGCACACAAGAGGAGGAGGCGGAGGAGGUCGGGGGAGAGAAAAAAAAAGGGGGCUAACAAGUCAGUCAUGGUAUGAGGUUAGCGUGAAAGCCGGAGCGUCCUCUUGCAACUCAAGCCCGUUGAUAUUUAACUGGGGAGAAUAAGAAGAGGGAGUAGGGAAAGGGAAGCCCGGAGAAGCGAGAGAAAAGCGGGGUACAAGAUGCAGCUGGCCGCGGUGCUGUGGGGCUCCCUGAUAACUUUGCUGCUCAGCCAGAGUCCAGUGCUUCCCACCUGCUCGCCGCUGGACUUCCACUGCGACAACGGAAAAUGUAUUCGUCGCUCCUGGGUGUGUGACGGGGACAACGACUGCGAGGACGACUCCGACGAACAGGACUGUCCUCCCAGGGAAUGCGAGGAAGAUGAGUUUCACUGCCAAAAUGGCUACUGUAUUCGCAGCCUCUGGCACUGCGAUGGCGACAACGAUUGUGGGGACAACAGUGAUGAACAGUGUGACAUGCGUAAAUGUUCGGACAAGGAGUUCCGCUGCACAGAUGGCAGUUGUAUUGCUGAGCACUGGUACUGUGACGGAGACACAGACUGUAAGGACGGGUCAGACGAGGAAAACUGCCCCUCAGAUGUGAUGGCAGCCACCUGCAGCGUGGAGGAGUUCCAGUGCGCGUACGGCCGCUGCAUCCUGGACAUCUACCACUGUGACGGAGACGACGACUGCGGAGACUGGUCGGACGAGUCGGACUGCUCUUCCCACCAGCCCUGCAGAUCAGUUGAAUUCAUGUGCAGCAGCGGGAUGUGCAUCAACGCCGGCUGGAGGUGUGACGGUGAAUACGACUGUGAUGACCACUCAGACGAGAAGAACUGCACCACGUCCAUGUGCACGGCCGACCAGUUCCGCUGUGGAACUGGACGCUGCGUCCGGUUGUCAUGGAAAUGCGAUGGGGAGGAUGACUGCUCUGACCACAGCGAUGAAGAGGGCUGUGAGAGAACUGAGAGUCCCCCGUGUGCUCCUGAUCAGUUCCAGUGUGGGAAUGGACGCUGUAUCGGUCAGAGGAAGGUGUGUAACGAGGUCAGCGACUGUGGAGACGGCACCGACGAACACCCACACCAUGACUGCCGUCCGCGCUCCAAUGAGGGCAACUGUAACCAGAAUAACGGAGGCUGCUCCCAGAAGUGUCAGAUGGUCAGAGGACUGGUCCAAUGCACCUGUCACACUGGAUACCGACUGAUGGACGAUGGCAAAGCCUGCCAGGAUGUCGACGAGUGUGCUGAGGAAGGCUACUGCAGCCAGGGCUGUACCAACACUGAGGGGGGGUUCCAGUGCUGGUGCGUUCAGGGCUACGAGCUUCGACCUGACAAGCGCAGCUGCAAAGCUCUGGGUCCAGAGCCGGUGCUGCUGUUCGCCAACCGUAUCGACAUCCGUCAGGUUUUGCCGCAUCGCUCCGAGUACACCCUGCUACUCAACAACCUGGAGAACGCCAUUGCCCUGGACUUCCACCACAGCCGCGAGCUGGUCUUCUGGUCAGAUGUGACGCUGGAUCGUAUCAUGAAGGCCAACCUCAACGGCUCCAACGUGGAGGAGGUUGUGUCCACCGGUCUGGAGAGCCCAGGUGGACUGGCCAUAGACUGGAUCCAUGACAAGUUGUAUUGGACAGACUCGGGGACAUCCCGUAUCGAGGUGGCCAACCUGGACGGGACACACCGCAAAGUGCUGCUGUGGCAGAACAUGGAGAAGCCCCGAGCCAUUGCGUUACACCCGAUAGAGGGUAAGAUAUACUGGACUGAUUGGGGCAACACACCUCGUAUCGAAUACGCCAACAUGGACGGCUCCAACCGGCGGGUCAUCGCAGACACAAACCUGUUCUGGCCCAAUGGCCUCACCAUUGACUACGCCGGCCACCGCAUGUACUGGGUGGAUGCCAAGCACCAUGUCAUCGAGAGGGCCGACCUAGAUGGACGCAACCGCAAGGCCGUCAUCAGCCACGGCCUGCCCCACCCGUUCGCCAUCACGGUGUUUGAGGACAGCCUCUACUGGACUGACUGGCACACCAAGAGCAUCAACAGUGCCAAUAAAUUCACUGGCAAGAACCAGGAGAUUAUCCGCAACAAGCUGCACUUCCCCAUGGACAUCCACACCCUGCACCCCCAGAGGCAGCCCGCAGGUGGCAGGAACCACUGUGGCAGCAACAACGGAGGCUGCAGCCACCUGUGUCUCCCCAGAAACAAGACGUUCACCUGUGCCUGUCCCACCGGCUUCAAGAAGGUGGACCACUACAACUGUGCCGAUGGUCUUGACAAGUUCCUGCUUUUUGCCCGAAGGACGGACAUCCGACGAGUCAGCUUUGAUACAGAAGACAUGUCUGAUGAUGUUAUCCCUCUGGCUGACGUGCGCAAUGCCGUGGCGCUGGACUGGGACGCCAAAGACGGCUACAUCUACUGGACGGAUGUCACCACCGACUCCAUUAACAGAGCGCUGUGGAACGGCAGCAAGCAGGAGGUGGUGGUGGAUACCAGUCUGGAGAGCCCAGCAGGUUUGGCAAUUGACUGGGUGACCAGCAAGCUCUACUGGACCGAUGCUGGCACGGAUCGUAUCGAAGUUUCUAAUGCUGAUGGGAGCAUGCGCACUGUCCUCAUAUGGGAGAACCUGGACCGGCCCAGGGACAUUGUCGUUGACCCAGUCGGAGGUUUUAUGUACUGGACCGACUGGGGCGCCAACCCAAAGAUCGAGCGUGCAGGAAUGGACGCCUCCAGCCGCAUUGUCAUCAUCUCAUCCAAUCUGACGUGGCCUAAUGGACUCGCCAUUGACUACGAGACCAAACGUCUGUACUGGGCUGACGCUGGCAUGAAGACUAUUGAAUUUGGCAAUUUUGAUGGUUCUGACCGACAGGUUUUGAUUGGCAGCCAGCUGCCUCAUCCCUUUGGCCUGACCGUACACGAGGACAAGCUGUACUGGACAGACUGGCAGUCCAAGAGCAUCCAGAGCGCCGACAAGCUCACCGGCUUGGGUCGACAAACACUGGCUGAAAACCUGGAGAACCUAAUGGACAUUCACAUGUUCCACCGACUACGCGAAACAGUGCGUAACCCGUGUUCGGUGAAUAAUGGAGGCUGCAGCCACCUCUGUCUCCUGGCUCCUGCUCCCAAAGCCUCCAGCUGUGCCUGUCCCACCGGGAUCAACCUGCAGACGGAUGGAAAGACCUGCACGCCUGGGAUGAGCAGCUUCCUGAUUUUUGCACGGAGGACAGACAUCAGGAUGGUUUCUUUAGAUAUCCCCUACUUCGCUGAUGUGGUUCUGGCCGUCAAUAGCUCCAUGAAGAACACUAUCGCCAUCGGUGUCGACCCCAAAGAAGGAAAAGUCUAUUGGUCUGACAGCACACUGAAGAAAAUCAGCAGAGCCAACAUUAACGGAAAAGCACAAGAAGACAUCAUAUCUACAGGCUUGAUGACGACUGAUGGCCUGGCGGUGGAUGCUGUUGGCAGGAAGAUCUACUGGACGGACACGGGAACCAACCGCAUUGAGGUUGCCAACCUGGACGGCUCCAUGAGGAAAGUUCUCGUCUGGCAAAACCUGGACAGCCCUCGAGCCAUCGCCCUCUACCAUGAGAUGGGUUAUUUAUACUGGACAGACUGGGGAGAGCAUGCUAAGCUGGAGCGCUCGGGGAUGGAUGCAUCAGACCGUGUGGUCCUCAUCAGUAACAACCUGGGCUGGCCCAACGGCCUGGCCAUCGACAUGGCCGGCUCACAGUUGCUGUGGGCCGACGCUCACACUGAGCGUAUCGAGUCGGCCGACCUGAACGGGCAGAAUCGCCGCACUCUUGUGACACCAGUCCAGCACCCUUACGGUUUAACUCUGCUGGGGCCCCACAUAUACUGGACCGACUGGCAGAGUCGCAGCAUCCAGCGAGCUGACAAGAACACCGGGACCAACACCAUCACGGUGCGAUCCAACCUGCCAGGCCUUAUGGACAUCCAGGCUGUGGACAGGGAGAGGCCACUGGGUUUUAAUAAGUGUGGCAGGAGGAACGGGGGCUGCACCCACCUGUGCCUGCCUCGUCCCAAUGGUACGUCCUGCGCCUGUCCCACCGGCAUCCUGCUCAAGGGAGACGGCAGGUCAUGUGACGACUCUCCAGAGACCUACCUUCUCUUCUCCAACCGCGUCAGUGUGCGCAGAAUCUCCCUGGACACUAAUGACCACACCGACGUGCACGUACCGGUGCCCGAGCUGCACAACGUCAUCUCACUGGACUACGACAGCGUAGACGGAAAACUUUACUACACAGAUGUCACUCUGGAUGUUAUAAGACGUGCAAACCUGGACGGCAGUGGAAUGGAGACGGUGAUCAGCCAGGGCCUGAAGACCACAGAUGGGCUGGCUGUAGACUGGGUGUCCAGGAACAUGUACUGGACCGACACUGGGCGCAACACCAUCGAGGUGGCCCGCUUGGAUGGCACGAGCCGCAAAGUCCUGGUAAACAACAGCUUGGAUGAACCCCGAGCCAUCGCUGUGUUCCCGAGCAAAGGGUUCUUGUUCUGGACUGACUGGGGUCACAUUGCAAAGAUUGAGCGAUCUCACCUGGACGGCUCAGACCGAAAGGUCCUGAUCAACACUGACCUGGGCUGGCCCAACGGUCUCACUCUAGACUACGACACACGAAGGAUCUUCUGGGUGGACGCCCACUUGGACAGGAUCGAGAGUUCGGACCUGAACGGGAAACUACGUCAGAUCCUCGUCAGUCCGGUGUCCCACCCGUUCGCCCUCACACAGUUGAAGCCGGUGUCCUCCCCUCUAACCCCUUUCUCCCGACUCUCGCAGCAAGACCGCUGGAUCUACUGGACGGACUGGCAGACUAAGUCCAUCCAGCGAGUGGACAAACACACCGGCCGUAACAAGGAAACCGUGCUGGCCAACGUGGAGGGCCUCAUGGACAUUAUAGUGGUAUCACCUAACAGACAGACAGGUACCAACCUCUGUGGGGUGAAUAAUGGCGGCUGCACUCACCUCUGCUUCGCCAAGACCAACAGUUUUGUGUGCGCCUGCCCUGAUGAACCAGAUGGGCGACCCUGCUCCACCAUUUCAGGUUACAUCCCCACCGCACCUGCCCGAGGAACCAGCAGCACUCCCGUCCCCAACAAUAUCCCCAAAGCUCCAACAGACACUCCACACAGAGGACCCUCACUGGUUAACUGCACUGGCAAGAACCUGAACGAAGAAGGCUGCGUAAGCAACGUGGUGACGGCUCCUCAUGGAGAAGGACUUCAUAUCAGCUAUGUGAUUGGUGGAGUUCUGACCAUCCUGGCCAUCCUGAUCCUCAUUGCUGCUUUGAUCAUUUACAGACAUAAAAAGUCAAAGUUUGCUGACCCGGGAGUGAGCAACCUGACCUACAGCAACCCCUCGUACCGGACGUCCACACAAGAGGUCAAGAUCGAGGCGUCACAAAAACCUCCAAUAUACAACCAGCUUCGAUAUAAGAAAGAGCUCUCUCAUCCCUACAACUCCCUCUCUCCCUUUAUCUUUUGACCCACUUGUCCCGUGGAGAGGGGGGAGUGGACGGAGGCUACACCAAGGAGAAGAUCCGCAUUGUGGAGGGCGUGUGUCUCCUCUCCAAUGAGGAGCUUUACUGGGAUGACCUAAAACAGAUCAAGCCGUCUCGAGGCGGCCUGCACACCUGCAUGCGCACAGACACCGUGUCCCUGCAGGCCAGCAGUGCUUCGCUAGACGAUGGCGAGACGGAGCAGCUCCUCCAGGAGGAGGUGUCCGAAUGCUCCUCCAUAACCACCCUGACCCCUUCAGCCAUCACCCCGCAGCGCCACGCCCAGCACAGCCUGCCCGACACCGGCUGGGCUUCCACGCGCAAGCCCUCCACCGAGAGCAAGUGUGAGGGAGGCCCCCUCCCCUCC
Messenger RNA from Morone saxatilis (striped sea-bass), 5961 nucleotides. It is a transcript of the gene lrp4, whose product is annotated as low density lipoprotein receptor-related protein 4. Gene Ontology annotation, molecular function: calcium ion binding; protein binding. NCBI's taxonomy places the organism in Eukaryota, Metazoa, Chordata, Actinopteri, Moronidae. The record is from RefSeq and is a predicted model, not a curated record.